UUUCCGUCCGUCAAGAAAUUUCGUCUACUUCUCGGCAUCAAAAUCAAAAUGCGGAGGCGAGAAAAACUGUCCAAUGAGGACGCCGUUACGUCACUAUCGCACAUGCGCAAUCGUCGGGAACGGCGGGAUUCUGCUCAACAGUAGCUGUGGGAACGAGAUCGAUUCGAACGAUUACGUCAUCAGGUUAAACAUGGCGCCCACCAGCAACUUUGAACAGGACGUUGGAAGAAAGACCAACAUGACUGUGAUCAAUUGGAACAUCGCAAAAGACAUCCCGAAAAAACUAUCAGACAAAAACACCAGAGAGGGUGUCCUGGAUUUUUUGUCGCCCCUGAACCAUGGCAUCAUCAGCUAUAUUAAAGUAGUGACUAACCGAAUAAAGGACGCUCUGCAAGCCUUGGACACGGCGAUGGCAGACAGCGGCCUGGAUAUUUCACUUACUUACUCUUUGGACGACCCACAGGUCGCAAUUACCAGGGUCCUGGGUGCAGCCUUGAUCCCCAAGCUGUACAACCCAACAUCCGGGCUCAUCAUCUACACCCUGGGAACGACGUUCUGUGACGUCAUCAGCCUGUACGGCUUCUAUCCUUUCGGCACGGACGGACACAACCGGACACUGACGUACCGGUAUAACGAGAACUCUCCUGUUGCUAUUUUCACGGAUCAUGAUUUCUGUAUAGAGUUUGACUUCCUCGCUUGGCUGAACAACAUUGGCGCGGUCAGGCUGGUUACAGACACGUGUAGAUAGAGAGAUGUGGAUUUUUAAAAUUAAAUUUAUAUGUGACAAUUUUACUAUGCAGGCAAGGUAUUAUAUAAUGUGCUACAUACACAAACACACACACACACACACACACACACACACAGACAUACAUAUACAA
Branchiostoma belcheri (Belcher's lancelet) is the source of this 878-nucleotide messenger RNA. Its product is annotated as alpha-2,8-sialyltransferase 8B-like. NCBI's taxonomy places the organism in Eukaryota, Metazoa, Chordata, Leptocardii, Amphioxiformes, Branchiostomatidae. The transcript has 3 exons. Gene Ontology annotation, biological process: oligosaccharide metabolic process; N-glycan processing. The coding region runs from base 74 to 748 and encodes 224 amino acids. The record is from RefSeq and is a predicted model, not a curated record. Gene Ontology annotation, molecular function: alpha-N-acetylneuraminate alpha-2,8-sialyltransferase activity.